CGCCCUCUUCCCAUCGUGCCUUGCGUUUCCCCCAAGAUGGCGGCCUCGAUGCAGGCUGUAGUGAGGAAGCUCUCAAUGCGCGCUUAUUUGCAGGGCACCGAGUGCUUGUUGAAUCCUGCUCGCUUGACUCCAUCUUCUCUUGUGAUCCCAGUGAGAACAAAAAGACGGCAUUUCAUUCCCCCUUCAGUCAAUGCAAAGUAUUCCUCACCAGAAGACCAGAGGAAGCAUGCCCGGGCUGCUGGGGUGGUGAUCCCAAAUGAACCAGUGAUGCGACCUAUAAAUGUUGCCUGCACAGCUGGCAUCUUUGAGUCUUACGUUCCUCCAGAAGGGGAUGCACGCAUUUCAUCUUUGUCAAAAGAAGGGCUCAAGCAAAGGGCAGAGCAGGUCAAGCAGACGGCAACUUCACAGCUGGCAAUCCGAAAGAUUAAAGAUUAUGAUCCUGAUUUCAGCACCAAAACCUUUGCAGAAAAAGCCCAGGAUAUAUUUAUUGAAGCUCACAAUAAUUUCACAAACUUUAACAAACAGAAGCUGCACUCUUUAGUGACUGAAUACUGUUACCCGGAUAUGGUACGAGGAAACAGAUACAAGACUAUCCGGUGGAGUUUUUUGGAGUCCCUGGAGCCCCCUCGGGUGGUUCAUGUGCGAUGCCCCACUAUGGUGAGCAAAGACAACCUGUAUGGACAAGUCACAGUACGAAUGCACAGCCGGCAGACUCUUGCCGUCUAUGACCAGUUUGGGAGACUGAUGUAUGGUGGGGAGAAUAUACCAAAGGAUGUUCUGGAAUAUCUUGUUUUUGAGAGGCAUCUGGUCAACCCAUAUGGCCAGUGGAGGCUACAUGGCAAGAUUGUUCCAGCUUGGGCUCCUCCUAAAGAUCACAUCAUCAAGACUGUUAUGAUCCCAGGACCGAAACUAGACCCAUCACAAGAAUAUGAAGAAAUCAUCAGUGCAUCAGCCCCACAGACAUAAUGUUAGAAACAAUGCCAAAAGAGUGGGCUACAAGGGACAAAUUUUGAUAUUCUGGGUAUGAGAGCUGCUGUUGAAUUGAAAGCUGCCAGCCUAAGAAGUCUUUCUGCUUCCAUGACUUUGUUGCAGUCUUUUUUAUAUACUCAUGGGUUUUUCCGCAUUCGAGUUUGUUCAUGAGGACUUAAAAAUAGCUACAACUGCUUGAAUUUAUGUGGGCCAUUCAACAGACUACAGACCACCAAUGAGUUGUAUCUUCUGUGCUGUAUCUUCUAAGCUUAGGAGGUUUUCCUUUUAAGCUCAGUAGCUGCUGGUUAAAAAGGUAUUCUACAACAUUCAAAAGCAUGAUUAAAAGAGAAGAAUAAAAGUCUUAUUCCUCAA
Molecule: messenger RNA, 1341 nt
Organism: Anolis sagrei ordinatus
Lineage: Eukaryota; Metazoa; Chordata; Lepidosauria; Squamata; Anolidae
Gene: MRPL45
Product: mitochondrial ribosomal protein L45
Cellular component (GO): mitochondrion
Source: RefSeq, a predicted model, not a curated record